Messenger RNA from Chanos chanos (milkfish), 2718 nucleotides. It is a transcript of the gene map3k12, whose product is annotated as mitogen-activated protein kinase kinase kinase 12. Bases 1 to 2718 code for a protein of 905 amino acids. Gene Ontology annotation, molecular function: ATP binding; MAP kinase kinase kinase activity. Gene Ontology annotation, biological process: protein autophosphorylation; JNK cascade. Gene Ontology annotation, cellular component: cytoplasm. Lineage: Eukaryota; Metazoa; Chordata; Actinopteri; Gonorynchiformes; Chanidae. The transcript is spliced from 13 exons. The record is from RefSeq and is a predicted model, not a curated record.
AUGGCUUGUGUCCAUGAACAACGUGCACCCUCUCCCUCCCUGUCAGGGUUCAGCACUCCACUGUCUGAAACCCCUUACCGUCGUCCAGAGACCGACCCCUCUGCUUGCACCCCUGAUACCGAACUCACACCUACUCAGUGUGUCCUCCGCAACGUGCUUUCGAUCGACCCCCCAGGGGGCGGGAGCGCCCCUCACACUCAGGGCAACAGUCCAACCACAAGCGAUGAGCCCACCCCCUUCUCCAACAGUGUGUUGAAGCUGCAGGAAGGUGGAGCAGAGGGAGGAGCUGUCCGCAGCCAAUCGGAGAGCUUCAGGUUACAGGCGGGAGGUGGCGGCUUUCUGGAAGGUCUCUUUGGUUGUUUGAAACCUGUCUGGACCAUGAUUGGCAAAGCCUACUCCACUGAACACAAACAGAGUCAGGAGGAGUCGUGGGAGGUGCCAUUUGAGGAGAUCUCGGAGCUACAGUGGGUGGGCAGUGGAGCUCAGGGUGCUGUGUUUCUGGGGAAAUUUCAUGGCGAGGAGGUGGCCGUCAAAAAAGUGCGGGACAUCAAAGAGACGGACAUCAAACACCUUCGCAAGCUGAAGCACCCCAACAUCAUCACCUUUAAGGGAGUGUGUACACAGGCGCCGUGUUACUGCAUCAUUAUGGAGUACUGUGCUCAGGGCCAGCUCUAUGAGGUUCUGAGAGCUGGACGUAAGAUCACUCCCUCUCUACUGGUGGACUGGGCCAUGGGCAUUGCAGGCGGCAUGAACUACCUCCAUCUUCACAAGAUCAUCCACCGGGACCUCAAAUCACCCAAUAUGCUGAUUACCCAUGAUGACUUGGUGAAGAUAUCUGACUUUGGCACGUCUAAAGAGCUGAGCGAUAAGAGCACUAAGAUGUCCUUUGCUGGGACAGUGGCCUGGAUGGCACCAGAGGUCAUCCGCAAUGAACCCGUAUCUGAGAAAGUGGACAUCUGGUCUUUUGGCGUGGUUCUUUGGGAGCUGUUGACUGGAGAGAUCCCCUAUAAAGACGUAGAUUCGUCUGCCAUAAUCUGGGGUGUGGGAAACAACAGCCUGCAGCUUCCCAUACCUGACAGCUGCCCCGAUGGCUUCAAAAUCCUUCUGAAACAAUGCUGGAAUUGUAAACCCAGAAACCGGCCAUCGUUCAGACAAAUACUCCUGCACCUCGAUAUUGCUUCUGCAGAUGUCCUCUCCACGCCUCAGGAGACUUACUUCAAAUCUCAGGCGGAGUGGCGUGAAGAGGUGAAGCAGCACUUUGAAAAGAUCAAGUCAGAGGGGACGUGUCUGCACCGACUGGAUGAGGAGCUCAUCAACCGUCGUCGCGAGGAACUCAGACACGCACUGGAUAUUCGAGAACACUACGAGAGGAAACUGGAAAGAGCAAAUAACCUUUACAUGGAGUUAAAUGCAGUCAUGCUACAGCUAGAACUCAAAGAGAAGGAGCUACUAAGGAGGGAGCAGUGUUUGGAUAAGAAAUACCCCGGUCUCUUCAAACACCAUCCCUCAAACACAGUGGACAAACUCAUCAAGAAGAGGAAUGUCCCUCAGAAGCUCCCGUCUCAUGGCAAGAGGCCUGACCUUUUAAGGUCAGAGGUCAUACUGCCUAAGAUGGACACGGGUGUGCUGCAGGUGACUGUACCAUCCUGCCCAAACCGAGGGUCCACGUCCCCUAACCGUUCCCGUCGAGUGAAGACGCGCCAUCGCAGGGGUGGCAAAGGGAGCAGCGGGGAUCUUUCAGGGCCCAAACACCCUCCAGGACCUCCCAGCAGAGAGAGGGAGACCCCUGCACCAAGCAGCGCAGCUCCUGGUACCCCUGCAAGCGAGGGAGGAUCCGCACAGAGAGGCCCUCAACAAGAUGCUCCCCCACUGAAACUGUCAUCCUCCAGCCCAGACCUCCUCUGUUCCACAAGGGGGGCCGAGGGCGGAGCCAGUGGAGGGGCGGGUAGCCUGAGCGCAUGUGAAGACCUUGGGGGCGGGGCAAGGGGCGGGGCCGAAGCUGGGGUGGGAGUGGACGAGACUCCGCCGCGCAGCGACACGGCUAGCGAAGACGCGGCUUCCCUGCCUUUCUCCAGCAGCCCCGAUUCGCCGUGCUGCGGGAGGGGUGGGGCUGUGGGGAGGGGCCACACAUUGGGGGAGGAGAGAGAAGAAGGAGGUGGGACUGUCCGAUUACCCAGAGGAGCCAGCGGCAGUCACCUGACCCCCUCUGCAAUCCUAUACAGAGCAGCUAUCACACGGAAACAGCGCCGAGGUGUCUCUUCAGAAGAAGAAGAGGGUGAGGUGGACAGCGAGGUGGAGUUACCAAGGAGACGACGGCCCACCAGUAUAACCAAGUGCCAAUCAGUGUCAACAUUCAGCUCAGAGAAUCUGUCAGUCUCAGAUGGGGAGGAGGGGCAUACCACUGACCAUUCCCACAGUGGAACACCUGAUGUGGUGAGCACCAAUACUGAUGAACGUUUGGACGAUCGCAGCGAUGACCUCAUCUCACAGGGCUCCGAGAUCCCGGCUGACAUCACUGACCCCGCCCUGUCUGAAAGAGAGGCCGCCGCACUUCCUGAACAGGAGAAAUUUACACUGGACACAGAACAGAACAUUUUGGAGAUUCGAGCGCUGUGCGAGGAUUCAGACUGUGAUAGUGCUGAGCUCGACCAAUCAGGGAGUGGAGAGCCAAGUCGCCCCCCAAGCGCAGGGGGGUGGGGCCAGGGUCCUCAGAACUAA